Molecule: messenger RNA, 688 nt
Organism: Mytilinidion resinicola
Lineage: Eukaryota; Fungi; Ascomycota; Dothideomycetes; Mytilinidiales; Mytilinidiaceae
Product: glia maturation factor beta
Exons: 4
Coding region: 75-503 (142 amino acids)
Biological process (GO): actin filament debranching; negative regulation of Arp2/3 complex-mediated actin nucleation
Cellular component (GO): actin cortical patch
Molecular function (GO): actin binding; Arp2/3 complex binding
Source: RefSeq, a predicted model, not a curated record
GCCACCAUAACCGCCUCAGCCCUAUCUCUCAAGCAACACUGAAUUACUCGUCCUAGUACAGCUCUACUACCAGCAUGGCUUCUGAAUCUCGCCUGUAUACCUUCUCGACGGAGACAAAGGACAAGCUACGCAAGUUCCGACUAGGCACCUCGCGAGCAAAGGACCCCCAGGCUGUCAUAUACCAGAUUGAUAAGAAGACGUUGGAGAUUUCACAGGCAGAGGACGAUGUCUUUACCAAUAUGCAGGACCUAGGUGACGAGCUGCCAGACCAUGCUCCGCGAUUCAUCCUCCUCAGCUACCCCCUCACCCUCCCCUCCGGCCGGCUAUCAGUGCCGUACGUUAUGGUAUACUACCUUCCUGUCACAUGCAACAGCGAGGUUAAGAUGCUGUAUGCUGGUGCCAAGGAGCUCAUGCGCAACACCGCCGAGACGGGUAAGAUAAUCGAGAUCGACUCCGCCGAAGACCUCGAGGACAUCGAAGAGAAGCUCAAGGGGGAAUCAUGAUAUGGGAAGACCAAGGUUAAAUACAUCAUUCUUCCUUGUCAUACUCAUAUAGAGCGCAUCGGUCCGUCGGCCGCCUCAUAGUAGAGGUCAUUGCUGGUUAUGAUAUCCAGGUAUAAGGACUAUUUUGCGCUUCCAAAUUACUGGCGUCUUGUCGUCUGUAACGAGACCCACACUAUCAACCUUCA